CAGCUGCUUGUAAACAAAUUUUUUGUUUUGUUGAGUGUGCCGGCAAAAAUAUAGCGCCAAAUGGUGAAAUAUUGAAGUUGGAAACACAUAUUUGUGAUUUUAAUUUAAAAAUGGAGAGUGAACACGAUAAUAAGCCAUCAACAUCGAAAGCAAUCGUAAGCAAAAAAACUGAGAAAUCAUACGAGGAACGCUGUCCAGAAAAAGACGCUACCGACGAGCAUUUACCAACGGAUGCCAAUACUUCUAAUGUUGAGGAAUCUGGAUUUCAAGAUGACGAUGAAGCCUUAGCAAAUGUUAUGACCGCUGAGGAAUAUUUACAGCGUAAGGAUGUAGUAAUGCUGGAGUACGAGCGGCAAAUGUUUCUUGAUAUAGUUGGUUCGGAUGGACUUACGGUAUGCGCAAAAGGCUUGCACUACGAUCGCGUUGUUACAAACAUUUUGAAGGUUUACAGUGAUCCAGGCAAUCUUGUGAUUGUAAUUAAUUUUUCAGAUUGGGAGGAGAAAUAUUACAAAGCCAAAUUGGAGCAUAAAUAUGUACAUGAGGUAGCUGCGACUGCGACUGAGCGAGAACGUGUUUAUUUAGACGGUGGCAUACAAUUCAUCAGCACUCGCAUUUUGGUUGUAGAUAUAUUAAAGAAUCGUAUACCCAUCGAAUUGAUUACUGGCAUUAUAGUGUUGCGUGCACACACGAUCGUCGAAUCGUGUCAGGAAGCCUUCGCCUUGCGGCUUUUUCGUAUGCGAAACAAAACUGGUUUCAUUAAAGCAUUUUCGAGUAGCGCUGAGGCAUUCACCAUCGGUUACGGCCAUAUAGAGCGCACAAUGCGCAAUCUUUUCGUAAAACAACUUUACAUUUGGCCACGUUUCCAUGCAAUCGUACAGCAGUCACUGAAACCAUACGAAGCGCAAACGAUUGAGUUGCAUGUGCCCAUGACGCAGAAGAUGACACAGAUACAAACGCAUUUGCUGGAUAUAAUGAAUUAUUUAGUGCGCGAAAUAAAACGUAUUAAUCGCCUGGUCGAUUUGGACGAAAUAACUGUGGAGAAUUGUGUAACGAAAAAGUUUCAUAAAAUACUUCAGGCGCAGCUGGACUGCAUUUGGCAUCAACUGAACUCGCAAACGAAACUGAUUGUGGCUGAUUUGAAAAUUUUGCGCAAUCUAAUGAUUUCAACAAUUUACCAUGAUGCUGUAGCGGCUUAUGCGCUCACCAAACGCUAUCGCACCACAGAGUACGCGCUCAGCAACUCCGGUUGGACAUUGUUAGACUCAGCCGAGCAGAUAUUCAUUUUGUCCAAAGAGCGUGUUUAUAAUGCACAGGGCGAAUUUGAACCCGAACCCUGCCCGAAAUGGAAACAUUUAGCCGAAAUACUAAAAGUCGAAAUACCAGCAGAUAUGAAGCGGACGCACCCGGACUGUUUGGAGCCUCCCAAGGUGCUUAUACUUUGUCAAGAUACACGCACAUGCUUCCAAUUGCGUCAGUUUCUCACACAAGGCGGUGAGCGUUUUCUCUUAUACGCUGCCAUGCAACACGAGAUACCGAUUGGUAAAUUGGCUGAAAGCUAUGACAAAGUUAAGAAUGUGAAAGAAAUUGAAAAAGCCCUAACCCAAAUACAACAGUCCGCAGCAAAUCAACGUGUCACACAAAAGUUAAGUGGCAUGCAGAAAAAAGCACAAGCGAGCACCAUUGAAACUGCGUCCGCCGAAGCGGAAGAAAAUGCAACCAUGGAUGAGCUAGCACAAUUGCUGACCAGCACAGAUGGCGACGAGCCACUCUCAACGACGUUAUUUCAAGAAAGUUAUCUAUUGACCAUGACACAACUGAGCGAUAUCGAUGUAACAUCAUCGACAUUCGCCGAAUUUGAAGAUGCCGCAAAUGCCAGUGGUGCGGCAGCGAUUAAUAUGAAUGCUUCCAUAUUUGAGCCCUUCCCAGAGUUAGAAAACUUAGACAUAACCGCUGCGGUGACGGCACGCAAUCAGCCAUUCAUCUGUAUACAGACCUUUAAAACGGAGUGUGAAGGUCCAAUGGCACUCGAUCGCAUACUCGAGGAGGUACAGCCACAGUAUGUGAUCAUGUAUCACUGUAAUGUGGCUGCCAUCAGACAGUUGGAGAUACAUGAAGCACGUCAACGGCGCCCAGUUAAUGAACGCAUGCGCGUAUUUUUUCUCAUACACGCACGUACGGUGGAAGAACAAUCGUAUUUGACGAGUUUGCGUCGCGAAAAGCAGGCGUUCGAAUUGAUUAUUGAAAGGAAGCGUGUUAUGGUCAUACCGGAGUAUCAGGAUGGUAAAACAGACGAAGCAUUUAUACUCUACAAAACCUAUGCCGACGCCGAUGGCGUUGAGGAGUCUAAUGCCGUUACACGUGAUGCUGGCGGUCAAGCGGGGCUUGUGCCGUUUGCUGCGCCCAAAAUAAUCGUGGAUAUGCGUGAAUUUCGCUCUGAUCUGCCAUGUUUAAUACACAGACGUGGCAUGGAAGUGUUGCCAGUUACUAUAACGAUCGGCGACUAUAUACUUACACCCGAUAUCUGCGUCGAGCGCAAGUCGAUUUCCGAUCUUAUUGGAUCCCUUAAUUCUGGACGCUUGUACAAUCAGUGCAUACAAAUGCAGCGUUUCUACGCAAAGCCGAUAUUGCUGAUAGAAUUCGAUCAGAAUAAACCCUUCCACUUGCAGGGCAAAUACAUGCUUUCACAGAAUACCACGUCGAAGCAUUCGGAUAUUGUACAGAAGCUACAAUUACUCACCAUACACUUUCCGAAACUGCGACUCAUUUGGUCACCCAGCCCAUAUGCCACGGCGCAACUCUUUGAGGAGCUUAAGCUGGGCAAAGAACAGCCGGAUCCGAAGCAAGCUGCCGCCGUGGGCUGUGAUGAGCCGGGCAUCAGCAAUGAAGAGCUGAAAUAUAAUCCAAAUAUUUAUGAUUUUCUGCUGCGCUUGCCUGGCGUCAAUACGCGCAAUGUGCACAAACUCAUGCGUCAAGGUGGCUCGCUGAAGGCGCUGCUCAAGUGCACGCAGGAGGAGAUCGGCGAUAUGCUCGACUCGCAGGAGAAUGGUCGCAUGCUGUGGGACGCGUUACAUGUGGCACAUUUGCCCGAAAAGGAUGAGGUGUCAGGCGCAGCGGCUCUGGUUGCAGGCAAGGCUGUUGGCACGCACUCGCGUUUUCGGCGAGGCGCUGCCGCUUCAGUGGCGGCGCGUGGUAUGCAGCGACGUUUCAAGAAUUAAAUACAAUCUCUACUUUAAGUUAAAUUAUUUUUGUUUUUUCGUUUUAUACUUAAUAAAAUAUAAUGUUGCGAGUA
This is a messenger RNA of Zeugodacus cucurbitae (melon fly), 3289 nucleotides long. RefSeq names its product DNA repair endonuclease XPF (gene mei-9). The transcript has 9 exons. Gene Ontology annotation, biological process: resolution of meiotic recombination intermediates; nucleotide-excision repair involved in interstrand cross-link repair; double-strand break repair via homologous recombination. Gene Ontology annotation, cellular component: nucleotide-excision repair factor 1 complex. Lineage: Eukaryota; Metazoa; Arthropoda; Insecta; Diptera; Tephritidae. The record is from RefSeq and is a predicted model, not a curated record. Gene Ontology annotation, molecular function: damaged DNA binding; single-stranded DNA binding; single-stranded DNA endonuclease activity. Bases 111 to 3215 code for a protein of 1034 amino acids.